This is a messenger RNA of Protobothrops mucrosquamatus (brown spotted pit viper), 1056 nucleotides long. RefSeq names its product meckelin. Gene Ontology annotation, biological process: cilium assembly. The record is from RefSeq and is a predicted model, not a curated record. Lineage: Eukaryota; Metazoa; Chordata; Lepidosauria; Squamata; Viperidae. Gene Ontology annotation, cellular component: ciliary transition zone; MKS complex.
GCAGUAAUGUGAAUAACUGGUUUUUGACACGGCGUAUAUUUUUGGUGGAUACCUUAAGUGGACGAGAAAAUGACUUACAAAGCCAGCCAAAAGUAAUCCGAAUUGCUAGUAAAAUAGCAAUAAGCAUUCGUCUUGUGCGGAACACUCAAAGGGGAGCCAUCUAUCCACCUCUGAUAACAGUUGCCUAUAGUGAUGUUCUCAUCCAGAAUCCCAAUGCUGAGAAUAUAAUGGUUUCCUUCUCAGUCGACUAUGAAAUGAAUCAAUCAGAGGCUCACAUUCACACUGAUAUAGCACUAGGUGUUCUGGGCGGCCUGGCAGUUCUAUGGUCCCUUCUCAAGACUGCUGGCUGGAAAAGACGUAUAGGAAGCCCCAUGAUUGAUUUACAGAAAGCACAGCAGUUUGUCUCUGUUUUACUACCUCAGCCAAGCCAAGAAGAUAAGUUCAUUUCUUAUGUUGGAUGUGCUUUUGUUCUGAAGGCGCUGCACUUUUUGCAUCUGCUUGUUUCCCAACUUUCAAUAGAUAUCUUUUUCAUCGACUGGGAGCGUCCAAAAGGGAAGGUUCUUAAGGCAGUAGAAGGAGAAAAUGGCAUAAGAAGUGUUUCUGCACCAGUCAGCAUAUGGAGAACAUACUUCAUAGCAAAUGAGUGGAAUGAAAUUCAAACCAUUAGGAAAAUAAAUCCUCUCUUCCAAGUGCUUGCUGUUCUCUUCUUUUUAGAGGUUGUAGGAUUUUCAAAUUUAGCCUUAAUGGAUUCAUCUUCUGGUCUAACUAGAAAUCCUGAAAGUUACAUAGCACCCUGGAGCCGCAUUCUGAGAUAUGGUAUAUCCACUGUACUUUGGCUAUUGAUUGCUGUAAUUCAGGUGAUAUAUUUUUCUGUCAUUCAUGAAAGAUUUAUCGAAGAUAAGAUCAGACAGUUUGUUGAUUUAUGCUGCAUGAGCAAUAUUUCAGUUUUCCUAUUGUCAGACAGAUGUUUUGGGUACUACAUUCAUGGGCGAUCUGUGCAUGGCCAUUCAGAUACAAAUAUGGAAGAGAUGAAUAUGAACCUAAAAAGGGAAGCAG